Molecule: messenger RNA, 4323 nt
Organism: Acinonyx jubatus (cheetah)
Lineage: Eukaryota; Metazoa; Chordata; Mammalia; Carnivora; Felidae
Product: cytochrome P450 4X1
Exons: 12
Coding region: 2478-4001 (507 amino acids)
Molecular function (GO): heme binding; oxidoreductase activity, acting on paired donors, with incorporation or reduction of molecular oxygen; iron ion binding
Source: RefSeq, a predicted model, not a curated record
UGCACUAUAUGCUAACUAAUUUGGAUGUAAAUUUUUUUAAUUCAAUUUAAUUUAAAAAAUAUCCCUUGGGUGGAUUCCCAUGGCCUUUUAUAAAGUCUGAAAUCCUUACCUGGGCUGAUCAGGCAUCAUUAUGCUGCUGGAGCUUUUUCAGUGUCCUAUCCCCCGUACUACAGCCAAGGAAAUUCAAUUCAGUGGACAUUUGCAAAGGAAUACCAAGAGAAGGAAAAAGAAAGAGAAAGACCAAAUGCUGUGCUUUUGGUCUCCAAAAUGGGAUUUUUGAGUUGUAUCUGGCCAGAAUAAAUAAUUUUCUAACUUCCUGUAUCUCCCAUUAGCAUGUCCUGUUGGAGUAGCCUGUAGAUUUCCAGUCUCAAUCAGGAGUAGAGAAGACACAGGCUGCAUCAUAAGGAAAGUUUCUACUACAUUAAAUGAAGGUUGUGAAAAAAACCACCUCUUCCAGCCUGGCAGACUAGGGGAAGAAUUAGCAUGCUUUGUAAUGAUUUUAGUGACACAGAACAGAAAAGAAUAAAAAUAAAUAAACAAUAUAUGUAAAAAAAAUAAUAAGCAUUUAAAAAAAUAAUAGCAGAGGUGGCGAGGCCAGGGGUCAGGAGAGCAUUUGAUUUUUCCCCUCUAGGCUAAAAUUCCAAAAGUCAGGAUUUGGAUAGAUUUUGCCUUGCUCCCUUUUGGAGAGGAGACAAAGUGAAAAUGGCAGUGAAGCAGAUAAAUGGUUUGAGUUAGCAGCCUCAAGACUCUCUUAGGCUCCUGGGUAUAGUACAAAAAGUCCCAAAGUUCUUUGCUUUCCAAGGAAAGAUAUGGAAUGCAGCUGAAGGACUGGCCAGGUCUCAGAAGGGGUUAACAUCUCCAGCAAGAACAUGAGUAAGAGUGAGUCAGUUAAGGAGUCCCCAGGCCCUGACCCUGCUAAAAGAACUAACUAGAAGUUCACCAACCACACUCGGCAAUUUGUCAGUCAGCCCAGAGGACCCCAGGACCAGACUCAUGAAACUGAGACUAGCCUGGAUCCUGAAGGCAGAGCAUGGAAAUGAGGUCCUCAGCCCGAUCACCACAAUGUGUUCAUAUGAAGGCUACCAUACACUUAUCAAGGUACAGAGGAAGAAUCUGGAAAACUAAAACACCAUGAGUUACCCAGAGGAAAGUUUAUAAACUGGAAGAUUCUGAGACAUGGCCAAAUAACAACUUCUAGAUGAGGAAUGGAGAUAGUCAGGAGGUGGGAAGGCCUUGAGAAGAAGGAGCUGAAACAUUUAAUGUGUGAUAAAUAAUAGAACAUUCCAGGGGCUGGUACUUGGUCCAGAUGAAAGUAUCACCACUAGACUCUGUCUUAACUAUUAACCUACCAAAUAAAACCUGGCAAUGGAGACUGGGGUAAGGGCUUGAGGAGUGGAGGCAGUGACAGGGAGAAGAAUAGGAAGCUGUAGCAGAGAUUGAGUUUAUUGUUCAAGGCUGUAAACCCAACACCUAAAAUGUGCCUUUCUUAGCAUAAAUAAAUGAAUGAAUAAAUGAAUUUUGGGCAAUGCCUAUAAAGAAGGUUGGGAGUGGGGGACAGCAGCUUGGGCGGCCAGGUCUGUUGGAUCCUAGUUUACCAACUAAUAGGUAAUAAAUACCAAAACACAUUACUUUCUAAUUAUUUCACUACAUUUUCCUCUUAUCUAUGCUCUCCAGAUUAUUUAUGCCUCUGGUAUCCAGGGCUGGCUCCAUGGGCAUGGAACAGGGCCCCGUACUCAGAAGGUGGCAAGCUUGGUUUACUGCUUUCCUGUCAUCAUUUUGAAAUUGCUAACAACUUUUUAAUGAGGGGCCCCACAUUUUCAUAUUGCGCUGGGAUCCACAAAUUACUUAAGUAAUUUGGGACCUGAUUGUAUCUGUAGUGUCUUCUGCAGCUUGAUAGCACGGGGUGGACAUUGGCAAACACCGGAAAUCCAAGUGAGAACCAAUUGUAAAAUGUGUACCACCAGACAAGCCACACUAUAUAAGUAUAAUGAUUACACAUGCCCACCCCCAACCCCCGUGGGUUUUGAUAGAAUUUCAGAGUAGGAAAGAAGGUUUUUGGGGUUUUUGUUUUUGUUUUUGUUUUUUGUUUUAAACAUAGCACUUUACCAUUUAUUUGUGGCAAAGAAGAAAAACAGUGGCCUCAGCCUUGGUAUUAUUUCAAAACCUAAAUUCAGAUAUCCCAUGAUUGCAAACUGUCACAGAUGAAGUGUGACACUCCAGAAGGGCGGUAAGAAGUCUCCCUGAAUGAAGAAGGUUCGCAUCAAUUGGUGAAAGGUUAGAAAUCCGAGAACUCGCGCCUGCCUCCUCUGGCCAAGCCUUAGCUGUCGCUCCCAGCGCUCUUCCUCCUCCGCGGGGAAGCCGGGAGCUCGCCAGAGUGUACGGAGACGCGGUAGGCUGGGCGACCCUCUCCAGGCGCGGGGCGGAGAAAGCCCACCCGCCUCCGGAGCCCCACAGACUUGUCUGCGACCCUCACAGCGAUGGAGCCCUCCUGGCUGGAGAUGCGCUGGGCGCGGCCCUUGUACCUGGCCUUUGUGUUCUGCCUGGCCCUGGGGCUGCUGCAGGCCAUCAAGCUCUACCUGCGGAGGCAGCGGCUGCUGCGAGACCUGUGCCCUUUCCCCGCGCCCCCCACCCACUGGUUCUACGGGCACCAGAAGCUACUUCAGGAUGGUGAAAUGGAGAAACUUGAGGAGCUUGUUGGAAAAUACCCUUGUGCCUUUCCUUGCUGGGUUGGGCCCUUUCAGGUAUUCUUCUAUAUCUAUGACCCAGACUACGCAAAGGCAUUUCUGAGCAGAACAGAUCCCAAGUCCAAGUACCUGUACAAGUUCUUGAUUCCAUGUCUUGGAAAAGGACUAGUGAGUCUAGAAGGACCCAAAUGGUUCCAGCACCGUCACCUACUAACUCCUGGGUUCAAUUUUAACAUCUUGAAAUCAUAUGUUGAGGUGAUGGCCCAUUCAGUGAACACAAUGCUGGGUAAGUGGGAGAAGAUCUGUGGCCCCCAGGACACAAUUGUGGAGGUCUUUGAGCAUAUCACCUUGAUGACCCUGGACAUACUUAUGAAGUGUGUUUUGAGCCAGGAGACCAACUGCCAGACAAGCAGCACCCAUGAUCUUUAUGUUAAAGCGACAUCUGAAGCCAGCAAAAUCAUCUUUCACCGCUUAUACAAUUUCUUACAUCACCUUGACAUAAUUUUCAAAUUCAGCCCUCAGGGCCACCGCUUACAGGAAAUGGUCAAAAUUCUACAUCAGUACACAGAAAAGAUAAUCCAGGAUAGAAAAAAAUUGCUCAAGAAUGAGAAGAAGUAUGGUAACACUCAGAAGCAGAAGUACCAGGAUUUUCUGGAUAUUAUCCUUUCUGCCCAGGCUGAAAAUGACAACAACUUCUCAGAUACUGACCUACAGUCCGAGGUGAACACAUUCAUGUUGGCAGGGCAAGACACCAUGGCAGGGGGCAUUUCCUGGCUCCUCUACCACCUGGCUCUGAACCCUGAGCACCAGGAGAGAUGUCGGGAGGAGAUCAGGGGCAUCCUGGGGGACGGGUCUUCUAUCACCUGGGACCAGCUGGGUGAGAUGUCAUACACUACAAUGUGCAUCAAGGAGUCACUCCGACUGGCCCCUCCAGUCCCAUCCAUUUCCAGAGAGCUCAGCAAGCCCAUUACCUUCCCAGAUGGACGCUCCUUGCCUGCAGGAAUAACCGUGGUUCUCAGUAUUUGGGGCCUUCAUCAUAACCCUGCCAUCUGGGAAAACCCAAAGGUCUUUGACCCCUCGCGAUUCUCUCAGGAAAAUUCUGAUCAGAGACACCCCCACUCCUUCUUACCAUUCUCAGCCGGACCAAGGAACUGUAUCGGGCAGCAGUUUGCCAUGAUUGAGUUAAAGGUGGCCAUUGCCUUGAUCCUGCUCCGCUUCAAGGUGUCUCCAGAUCCCACCAGACCUCUUGUCUUCUUGCCCCAGAUUGUCCUCAAACCCAAGAAUGGGGUCUACUUGCACCUGAAGAAACUCCCCUAAUGUUACAGCCUAGGGUACAACAAUUUUAUAUAUAUAUAUAUAUAUAUAUAUAUAUAUAUAUAUAUAUAUAUGUGUGUGUGUGUGUGUGUGUGUGUGUGUGUGUGUGUGUGUGUGUGUAUAAUUUUGAAGUUAAAUUACAGGGCCACCUGGGUGCUCAGUCAGUUGAGCAUCCAACUCUUGAUUUUGUCUCAAGGCUUGAUCUCACCAUUUAUGAGUUUGAGUCCCGGGUCAGGCUCCACUUCCAUGCUAACAGUGUGGAGCUUCUUCCUCUCUCUCUCUCUCUCUCUCUCUCUCUGCCUCUCUCUCUCUCUCUCUCUCUCUC